UCGCGCAGGCAAGUGCGCAGAAUCAAGAUUACUUGGCACAUGAUAUCGGGGGAGCUGUUCGAAAAAAUUGACACGCGUGCUUUAGUAGAUGAGCGGUAGCCUGUAGUGGCAACAAUGCCGGUGCGGUGCGGAGGCUAACGAGGUUUUUUUGGACGGUGCGGCGUGGAACGAAUGCCCGGCACGAUUCUGCUUACCAGCGCGCAAGGACUGCUGUCGCCCGGCAACUGGUUGCACGAUGAACCUCCGAGCAUUAUGCCUGACCACGAUUGUCCACGCUGCCUCCCUAGCCCGGGGUUACACCAUCAACAUCACCAUCAACGCAGUUGACAGCACGCCACGUUAUAUAAACUCUUAUUACUCAGCACCAUUCGCCUAUCGCCCCAUGCACCCCAUCUGGCGGCCAAAGCCUCCAACGCGGCCAUACUACCACCAUCGAUCGUACCAUCGGCCCCGAAACCCUUACUCUUACAAUUCGUACCGGCCUCGGCCAAAGACUCGUUACUACUACAAGCCUCGUUACCCUACACCACCUCUUCGGACGAUACCACGGCCCCCUCGGAGACCGUAUGGACCACCAGCAUACAGGCCACCGUACGAGACGGCGCCCUUCGUGGCGAAGCCGACACAGCACCUGGAAGCGGCGGUGCAGCUGAGGCCCCCCGCGGCGGCACCGCCGCCUUCCGCGAGGCCCCUGCUGGAGACCAGCGACGUGACCGAGGAAAGCGGCGUAGCGGCGGCGGCGGCCGCCCCGAAGCCCUCCUCGUCGGCGGCCUACCAGCCGGCGGCGUCGUCGGGCGGCCUCACCAAGUUCCUGCGGAGGCCUCCCUUCGCGCGCCCGGGAAGGACGGGCAGCGGCUCGGACGCCUGCUUCGGCGGCUCCCGUUGCACGUUCUUCCUGCACUGCUGGAUGGCCGGCGGCUCGCUGGGCUCCUCCUGCGGCCCGCUCCUCUCGUGCUGCAUCACUCCCUCGGACGCGGUGAUCAAGCCGCGCUACUACGGACCCGUCAAGAACGACCCCUACUGCGGCCGCAGUGGCGGUCGUAUCAGUCGUAUCGUGGGAGGCAAGGAGGCCGAGUUCGGCCAGUUUCCCUGGCAGGCGUUCAUCCAGGUGGCCGGCAGCCGGUGCGGAGGAACGCUCGUCUCUCGGCAGCAUGUCGUCACCGCCGGACACUGCGUUGCCAAGUACCAGUACAAUCCUUCGAGCAUCCGAGUAACGCUAGGCGACUACGUGCUCAACUCUGACGUCGAGAGCCUGCCUAGCGAGACGUUCGGCGUGCGCCAGAUCCGGGUGCACCCGGACUUCAGGUUUACGCCCCAGGCGGACCGCUACGACGUGGCCGUGCUGGUGCUGGACAGGCCGGUCACCUACCGGGCGAACGUGAUGCCCAUAUGCUUACCGCCAAAGGACGCCCAAUUCGUGGCUCGAGUCGCCGAGGCUGCCGGUUGGGGAGCCCUCGAACCUGGCUCCAAGGUGCGACCGCGCGUCCUCCAGCACGUGCACGUUCCAGUGCUGCCCAACGAGGUCUGCGAGAACUGGCACCGGCGACAGGGCAUCAACAUUCGCAUCCACGACGAAAUGCUCUGCGCCGGCUACGAGCGAGGCGGCAAGGACUCCUGUCAGGGCGACUCGGGUGGUCCGUUGAUGCUGAACGACUACGGCGUCUACUACCUGAUCGGCAUCGUGUCGGCGGGCUACUCUUGCGCCAAAAACUACCAGCCCGGCAUUUACCACAGGGUCAGCAGCUCGUCCGAUUGGAUAUCGUCCAACAUCUACUAGACCCCCUCAGUCAACGUUUGCAGACGGCACGCGCUUCUCAAAGCGGCGCGCGUGCGCAGUCGUCGAAAGAAACAAAUUUACAAGAAAAGCAAGGCUGCUGCGGUGCGUGCAGUUUCAACGACGAUGAUAUAAACCGGUGCGCUACGGACCAAUCUGCGUCACGUCCCAGACGUGAAGACAGUUUCGAAGGAGCAACGACUGCUGUGGUGCGAGUGGUUUAUCGUUCUUUUUUGCGCGAAGACGUUUCGGUGCGCGGCGCUGGUAAGCCGAUAGAGGGCGCUUCUCUGCACCGCGCGUGCGUGAUCUUCGAGACCUUCCUUGUGAGCACGCGCAGCGUUCGAGGAAAGUUGGCGUUGUUAUUUCGUUUUAACUGUUUUUUAAGUGUUUCGUCUCGUUCUAAUGUUGUUCGCAAUUUUUAGGCUUUAAAACGGUGGACUUAUUGAGAGCAGGAUUUUUUUUCUCCUCUAGGUCACAUUUCUUUGUUUCGAAAGAACCUGAGCUGCUGCACCACUCAGUGGCUCGCUUUCCUUGGCACAAGGAUGUAAAGGUCGCACCUUUCAGGAUUCCGUUUCGCCUUCUCUUUUAGCCCUGAAAAUUGCCGCGUAGAAAUCCGGGUGCUGUUUCUAUUGCUGGCCAAGCAGCGUCCUCAUUUUGCUUCCGCGACCCGGUUAUAUACUU
This is a messenger RNA of Dermacentor silvarum, 2455 nucleotides long. Its product is annotated as testisin. Lineage: Eukaryota; Metazoa; Arthropoda; Arachnida; Ixodida; Ixodidae. Gene Ontology annotation, molecular function: serine-type endopeptidase activity. The coding region runs from base 236 to 1777 and encodes 513 amino acids. The record is from RefSeq and is a predicted model, not a curated record. The transcript is spliced from 8 exons. Gene Ontology annotation, biological process: proteolysis.